Plodia interpunctella (Indianmeal moth) is the source of this 4433-nucleotide messenger RNA. RefSeq names its product held out wings (gene how). The record is from RefSeq and is a predicted model, not a curated record. Gene Ontology annotation, biological process: regulation of mRNA splicing, via spliceosome. The transcript has 8 exons. NCBI's taxonomy places the organism in Eukaryota, Metazoa, Arthropoda, Insecta, Lepidoptera, Pyralidae. Gene Ontology annotation, cellular component: nucleus. The coding region runs from base 183 to 1235 and encodes 350 amino acids. Gene Ontology annotation, molecular function: mRNA binding.
CACUUCGGUCAACUUCGUCAUUUAGUAGUGAUCGAAACGUCGAUGUGUGUGGAAGUGAAUUUAACUUUUCUAACAAAGUCUCACAAAAAAUAACAAUAACCAGUAACUAAAGUACAAUUUCUUAUUUGAACGUGUUGGAACAAACAUUUACUGUGUAUUAAGUUGUACAAAUAGUAUUCAAAAUGUGUGAUAAUACCAAUCCUUCGACGCAAAGUAUAGCGGACUACUUAGCUCAGUUGCUCAAAGACAGGAAGCAACUGGCUGCGUUCCCGAAUGUUUUCAUGCACAUGGAACGACUUCUGGACGAAGAAAUAGCUAAAGUACGAGCGAGUUUAUUCCAAAUAAAUGGAGUCAAGAAAGAACCCCUCGUCUUACCAGAACCAGAAGGCAUGGUCACUACAUUAACAGAAAAAGUAUACGUGCCAGUAAAAGAACACCCAGAUUUCAACUUCGUGGGAAGGAUUCUAGGUCCCAGAGGCAUGACAGCUAAACAGUUGGAGCAAGAAACAGGAUGUAAAAUUAUGGUCCGAGGCAAAGGAUCAAUGAGGGACAAGAAAAAGGAAGAUGCGAACAGGGGUAAGCCAAAUUGGGAACAUCUGGCUGAUGACUUGCACGUCCUACUCACAGUGGAAGACACAGAAAACAGAGCUAAGAUAAAACUCGCCAGGGCUGUGGACGAAGUCAGACGUCUUCUUAUACCUCAAGCAGAUGGAGAGGAUGAGCUGAAAAAGCGUCAGUUAAUGGAACUAGCCAUUAUAAAUGGCACAUAUCGCGAUUCAAGCGCGAAGGCUGUCAUGCCAGUCAACGGUCAGUGCCUCAUAAUGGACUUCACAGCCGAAGAGGAAUGGCGUCGGGUGGCGGCCGCUGCCGCCGAAACGCAGCGGCUGCUGGCACCGGGCGGCGGCGUGGCGGGCGUGGGCGGCGUGGCGCUGCGCACGCCGGCGCCGCUGGGCGCGCCGCUGAUCCUGUCGCCGCGCAUGUCGGGCCCGGGCGCGCUCAACGGCUCGGGCGGCGCGGCGGCCGGCUUGCUGUCGCCCGCGGAGCCCGCUCACCAGCUUAUCUACGCGUCGCCGUACGCCGAGUACGCCAACUACGCCGCGCUCACCGCCGCCGCCAACCCGCUGCUCACCGCCGAGUACGCCGCCGCCGACCAUACGGGUGUGGUGAGGAGGGCGGGUCGGCUCACGCAAGUGCGGGAGCACCCUUACCAGCGCACAGCUUUGCCGGCGCCCUAAUUCGCCAUUUUGCUCUCACGCCGCCAUUUUGUUCACAAGGUGAGUGCUAACGGCGCCAAGGAACUAACAGCAGCGAGAACGCCCGGCCCUGCCGUAACAUUUACACCUACACCGGAACCGGAACCGGUACCGGACCAUCGACCACCAUGUAGCUAUUGCUGGGCCUUUCACGUUAACAUAUACUAUGUAUUAUAAUAGUCUAACUAUUAACAUUUAUAUGCCUGUUAUGUUUAUAACAUGAUUUAACCUUUAAAUGGCGCACGCCAUCGACUAUAUUUACUUAUUGUAAUUUUUUUGUCGCUUUAUCGUGUUGUGUUUAGCACGAGUUGUUAGGCCCCUGAAGCGCGGUGCUAAAUGUGUUUCAGUUGUGUUUUUAUUUUGUCUGUUUCGAUGUCAAUGUUAAGAAUGUUUUCAGUUUUCUUUUUCACCUUUAGCGCCGUGCAAAUAAACAUUUUUUGAAUCUGAAGUAUGAAAAUAUACCUAUAAGCCAGUAAGUACUUUAAAUCAGAUUGAGUUCUGAAGUAAUAGAGUCUCUAUUUAAUGCAAGUUUGGGCCAGAAAGCUACUUACUGAAUAAAUCAGUGAAUUAAAAAAUAAUCAGUACAAAAAAAUAAAUACGAAGCUAUGUUGUGUGCAGAAAUAUUAUCAAGAUUGCGGUAUUCUCAUGCCAGUGUCAAGUAAGUACUAUUGUUAUUGAAAAUUUCAAUGAAAAUGUAUUGCAUAAACUUUUUAUUGGACUGAUAUUGGAUUUCUAAUGUAGCUUGUUCUUCAUAUACUCAUUGACCUAACAAAUAUAUUUUCGGCAAUAAAUUUAUUUAACAUUAAAACCAAAGACUAAUAUAAUUUUGAGAGCUAUAUUUCAUUCAAAUUUAAAUCGAAGUCUUCCUUACGACCAUUGAAAUGCGGUCAAUGGGUGUAUGAACCUCAUUAUAUCAUUUAGGGAUAUAUUUAUAGUAUUUACAUAUUUUAGUUUUUAAUAUUUAUAGAAAAAAUAAAUAUCUGUGCAUCCCAAGUGCCUUAAUUAUGUACAAUGUUCGCCCACUGUGGUACUAUAAACUGUUAAUUGCUUAUUAAUAAUUAAGUUAGAAGAGAUUAAAUUAUUGUUAACAUUGCUAUUAUGUUAAUCAUUAUAUUAUAUACAGAAUAGAUUUCUAGAAUAUUAAGCACACAGUUGAACAUUAUUAGAAUAUUGCGAUAACGUUAUAACGUUAAUAUAGAUACACAAAAUAACGAACUUAAAACAAAAUCUCUUUGAGAAUCUCUGGAAUAUUAUAUCUCAAGAUGUAAGACUUUUUACAGUCUUAUGAAACUACAAGAGCUUUCUCAGUGCCUUAAAUCUCAAUUGUUGCUUUUAAACCGCAACAUUUGUAUCUUAAAAUUUGUAAGUGUUAUGUAUAUAGCUUACAUAUUAUAUUGUUUAAAGCAAUUAUUAUAACGAUAUCAUCAUUAAGUAACGUUAAGUGCAAUAGAAAUGUUAUGUCUAAUUAAUAUUUUAUUAUAAACAAUCUCAAGGUAAAAUGUGUUUUGCAUAUAUUUUACAAAUAUGAGAUCUGAUAUUGAGAUUAACUAAUAAAUCUACAAGGAUUAUAACGUUACUUCGUAUAAAAUGUCUAUUGCAUAGUUUUUUUAUAUAUAAAAAAAUGUUUACAACAUAAGGUUAGACUACAAUUUAUACUAAAUUUUUAUAAUACAUUUUAGGUGCUUUUCAUGUUAUAAUCUCAAAGUUUUAUUCAUCAAUUAAUUCUACAAGAAGUAGUUACUCGGUCACAUCAGAUCUAUUCAUUACAUGCAUAAAUUAUUUUUCAUCUAUAUUGCCAUCGAUAUUAUUGUAUUUCUUGGAAGUUGUUGACACUCCGUCCAUGAUUAAUAUCAUAAAUAAGUACUUAAAUCUUUUGGUCUCUCGCGCAUAAUGUGAACGCAUUAAUUUGAGAUACCGGCUAUAUUUUGAAAUCACAAGUAGUGUUAACAAGAUAUUAUUAGGAGUAAUUUUGUAAUAACAUUUUCCCGAUUUCUCUGUAACUUAAAAAAUAUAUAGAACCCCGCCAUAGAAUUUUUAGUGGCAAAAAUCAGAUCUAAAAGUGUUUUUAAGAAUAAAAUUGAAAAUAAAGAGUUUUGGAAAGAGAUAUCAAACAUGUUUAUUAAAAUUAUUUUUAUCGAUGACUUAAAUUUUCUGCGUUUCUGAAAUUUUUCUUUCCAUGUUUAUAUUUCAAAAAAUUCAACACAUUUUGUGUUGAGAAAAGUAUAUCUGGAAAAAAUCUUAAUUUUGUACAAAUCUAUUAUAAAAUUACAAAACGAAGCAUUUAACUAUAUAAUAAUGCCAUAAAGCUUCGAAGCAUUAAAAUGUAACAAAAAAAAGUUCUGUCUCUAGUUGUGAUUUACUUGAAAUAAUAAUAAUGUACAAAGUAACAGUCUGCAAGUAAUUAUUAGUAAUAUUGUUAUGUUUCACUGCAAUAACAAUUUGUUUCUUGAAACAUGUAUUGUGCCAUCAACAGACAGGCAUGUCAAUUGUUUUUAUUAAUAUAAAUUUGUACUUAUCUUAGUAAGGCGACUCUAUGAGCUCUGUGGCGCAUCUUUUUAAUUUUAAUCAAGUAUAACAAACAAAAGCAAUCUAUAAGAAACAACUUAUUCCCGGUAGCAUUUUCAAUCCAUAGUAAUAUUUCUGUCUAUAAGAUGAAUAAUAAUAAAAUCUGCUCAGUAUUAAUGCCGUGCCCGUAUAUUAGCGCUUGUGUUAGAUUUUUACCAAAUUGUUUGUUUUGUUUUUCACAAAUACAUUGAUAAAACUGUGGUGGUGGCGCUGGUGGCGCUAGUGUGUGCGUAUGGAGCCUUUAAAAAAGUCAAACAAUUUAAUACUUAAUACGAGUUAAUAAAUACAUGAUAUACAUAACAUAAAGUUCUCUAUAUUACUUUACAACUCGAUAGGUAACUAAAAUAUUUUUGCCUAAAAUAUUAAAGUUAACGGGGGCGCCACUGCGCUAUGGAAGCCUUAAACGGCAAAUCGAGGGCCGUAAAUGAACUUGUACAUAUUUAUGUUUUUUUUUUCAAUAUAGUAUUAUUAUUAAUGGGAAAUUUAAAAAAUCUUGAAUUGUUUUCCAAAAAAAAAACAAAAUAGAGAAUAUUUUUAGUUAAGUGAGAUUGUGCAUAUGUCUGUUUUGAUGUGUGUUUAAGAUGAUUUGGUAUUAGUAAACAUUUUAAAAAGUAA